AGCUUGGCUAGAAUGAAAAAGAUGAACAAUGGACUUCUCUCUCUCUCUAUAAAUAUGGGACCAAUUGAUAACCUCAUAAAACUAACUUCCAUUCAAGAUCUAAUGGCUACCUCUUCAAGACAUCAUCACUUUCAAGUGAUCAUUGCUCUCUCUAUCUUGUUCAAUCUCCAUUGCUGCUGGAACUGUGUCACAUUUGCUGCCGAUACUACAACCAAUGUGUACAUUGUGUAUAUGGGUGAGAAGCAGCAUAACAACCCAGCAACCAUAGUGAUGUCUCACCAUGAAAUGCUAGCAAAGUUGCUUGGAAGCAAAGAAGCUGCCAAGAAUUCUAUUCUCUACAGCUAUAAGCAUGGCUUCUCUGGGUUUGCAGCUUCUCUAACUGAUUCCCAGGCAAAAGUCAUUGCAGACUUUCCGGGUGUAGUCCGAGUGUUCCCUAAUCGCAUUCAUAAAGUCCAUACUACACGAAGCUGGGAUUUUCUAGAGCUCAAUCAAUCAUCAAAGUCUAAACAUAACCUUUUGACUGAAGCGAAUAUGGGCGACGGUACCAUUAUUGGCAUUAUAGACUCAGGAAUUUGGCCAGAGUCACAAAGCUUCAAAGAUGAUGGCAUGGGUCCAAUUCCAUCGAGUUGGAAAGGAAUUUGCCAAACUGGACAAUCUUUCACUUCCGCCAAAUGCAAUAAGAAAAUCAUUGGUGCUCGCUGGAUCAAAAAAGGCUAUGAAAAGAUGUAUGGGCCCAUCAACACCACUGGGCAUUCAGAGUAUCUGUCCCCAAGGGACAAAGAAGGGCAUGGAACUCAUUGUGCUUCCAUAGCUGCAGGUCGUUUUGUACCAAAUGCAAGUUAUUUAGGGCUAGGUACCGGUAUAGCCAGAGGGGGUGCCCCUCUUGCUCGCCUAGCUAUUUACAAGGUUGUUUGGCUUGGAGAAUCAACAGAUGCAGAUGAACUAAAAGCAUUUGACAUGGCCAUACAUGAUGGAGUAGACAUUUUGUCUGUAUCUUUAGCCCGUAACGUAGACCAUGCAGGACUGCCUCUACAGGCAUAUUUUGAUGAUGGAAUUGCAGUAGGUUCAUUUCAUGCAGUAGCAAAAGGGAUUACUGUGGUUUGUGCAGCAGGAAAUGAUGGCCCUUUCUCUGAUACGGUUGGGAACACGGCUCCUUGGAUCAUCACUGUUGCAGCCACCACCAUUGAUAGGGAUUUCCAAACAGAAGUUACCCUUGGAAAUGACCAAACUUCCUUGGGCCACACCUUAUCAGUUGGAGGUUUGGGUGAGACUAGACAAAAACACAAACCACCCAGUCCACCUCCACCUCCCAAAUUGAAAACACCACUUAGUCCACCUUCCGAAUUGAAAACAAGUACUCCAGCUGCAAUAGUUGCUGGGCAAGGAGAUGAUGCAUCGUAUAAGAUCUAUACUCCAGCUGCAAUAGUUGCUGGGCAAGGAGAUGAUGCAUUAGCUUGCAAGGAAGGAAGUCUCAAUCCGACAUUAGUGAAAGGGAAGGUUGUCCAUUGUUUCCUACAACCAUCUGCGAGCCAACAAGAAGUUACUAAUGCAACUAAAACUGUUCAGAAAGCUGGAGGAAUCGGCAUUAUAUACACCCAAGAUCACAAUGAUGUCCUCAAUCGAUGCAACAUUACUUGUAUCAAAGUAAAUUUUGAAACAGGGACAAACAUAAUUUCCUACAUCCGAGGAACAAGUUCAGCAACUGUGCAGAACAGUAAGCCACAAACUGUAGUUGGGAAAAAGACAUCUCCACUAGUGGCCUCAUUCUCAUCCAGAGGACCAAAUACUUUGUUACCUGAUGUGUUGAAGCCUGAUAUAGCCGCGCCAGGAGUGACCAUCUUAGCAGCAUACCCUCCGCCAAUUACAGGUCACCCUUUUGAAUUCCUAUCUGGAACUUCAAUGGCUUGCCCCCAUGUAGCUGGAGUGGCUGCCCUCAUCAAGACUUUGCACAAAAAUUGGUCUCCUGCGGCCAUAAAAUCAGCAAUUAUGACUACUGCAUCACAAAAUGGCACAGAUGGACAAGUAAUAUGGGCACAAGGAGGCAAUCUCAAGCCCGCAACUCCUUUCGACAUGGGUGGUGGGCAUAUCGAUCCCAAGAAAGUAGCACAUCCAGGGCUCAUUUAUGAUAUUAGCAUUAAGAGUUACAUUGACUUUUUCUGUUCUAAAGGCUACACUAAUGAACAGAUGACCAAUAUGACUAAAAGAAAUGAUUCUUGUUCUAGAAAAAGGAGGGCUUCUAGCUGGGACCUCAAUCUCCCCUCUAUCUCAAUCCCAUACCUUGAAAAUAUUGUAACAGUCACCAGGACUGUGACAAAUGUGGGGACAAUUAAUUCAGUCUACAAAGCUUUGGUGCAGUCUCCUCCUGGUAUACAAGUGAAAGUUAAACCUCGUAGACUCUCCUUCAAUCAAUCAACCUCAGUGCUUUCCUUCAAAGUGACCUUUAAUUCUACUCAAAAUGUGCAGCUUAUGGAUUACGUUUUUGGAAGCUUGACUUGGACUGACAAAAAACAUGUGGUCAGGAUUCCACUAGCUGUUCGUGUUGCUCAUCAGUAUACAAGUUCUCGAAAAUAAUAGACUUUUUAUUUUAUUUUAUUUUUUCUAUUUUUCGUAGCUGGGGUUUGCCUUUGUGUACUUUCGUGUUCUUGUAGUGAGAUUUGAUCUUGAGUCAUGUUAUUGUUGGGGGUUAUGGGGCCUCUUGGGAACCUUCUUGCUCUUGUAAAGAGGUUGGUUGAGUAGCCAAUUUGGUUGUAUGUGUUCUUUUCCUUUCUUUGUUUUGUAAUGGAUCUCAUCUAUCAAAAAAAUAAGAAAAGUCUCACAAGUGUUGAAUA
Macadamia integrifolia is the source of this 2828-nucleotide messenger RNA. Its product is annotated as subtilisin-like protease SBT3.15. Bases 13 to 2571 code for a protein of 852 amino acids. The transcript has 10 exons. Gene Ontology annotation, biological process: proteolysis. Gene Ontology annotation, molecular function: serine-type endopeptidase activity. The record is from RefSeq and is a predicted model, not a curated record. Lineage: Eukaryota; Viridiplantae; Streptophyta; Magnoliopsida; Proteales; Proteaceae.